Messenger RNA from Annulohypoxylon truncatum, 2038 nucleotides. RefSeq lists its product as uncharacterized. Gene Ontology annotation, cellular component: tRNA-intron endonuclease complex. Gene Ontology annotation, biological process: tRNA-type intron splice site recognition and cleavage; tRNA splicing, via endonucleolytic cleavage and ligation. Gene Ontology annotation, molecular function: tRNA-intron lyase activity; nucleic acid binding. The transcript has a single exon. The coding region runs from base 193 to 1839 and encodes 548 amino acids. NCBI's taxonomy places the organism in Eukaryota, Fungi, Ascomycota, Sordariomycetes, Xylariales, Hypoxylaceae. The record is from RefSeq and is a predicted model, not a curated record.
AUGAGUGCCCAAAUAUAGACUACAACGGUAUCUGAGCGAUUUAGUCAUGUCUUUGAUUUUCUUCGAUUUUUGUGGUCGACUUAAUUUUCUCAAUUCUCUCAAACCUCUCACUUGAGCUUCAAUCCUCUAAAACGAAAAGUUUUGAGACAAUUGACUAACAGCCAAAGUAGGCCGACAUGAUGAACACCAGUCAUGGCAGACACACCAAACACCGUGUCCGUCACCUCGAACCUACAUGAAACUGUUCCCGUUUCUGUAGAAUCAACCACAUCAACCUCAUCUCAAGUGAAGGAAGUGAAAACUACCAAUCAUCGCCCUAACCAUAAGAAAGUUCCACUUCACCAGAUAUAUGCACUGCCUGCCCCAAUUCGCACAUUCCCACUGCCAAGUUUCUAUCCAAAUAAUCCCAUUUCACUAUUCCAUGCCGUCUACGCUUGGGUGAGCCAGCUUGUCUACCCCCCGCCAAGUGAACCCGCAGUGAUCCACCAGGGCAUCUGGUCUCCCGAGACUCGGUCGGUUCACAUUAAGGAUCCCAAGUCGAUACGGGCAUUAUGGGAACAAGGUUUCUUUGGGAAAGGUAAUUAUAGCCGAAGUGAACCAAACUGGUUCAAAAGAGAACAGGCUCGAAGGGGCGAACAUGGAGGCAAUGUCGCUGAAAACGUGACUACCCAGAGGAGAGAAGAGCGGAAGAUGAUGAAAUGGGACCGCGCCAGGAAAGAGCAAGAAGCAAUCGAACGGACGAAGCUCCUGGAGGCUUGGGUUGCUCCGGUAGGUCCCAUGGAGUUAUUAGCUCUUCCGAAUUCCCUGGACGACCUGAAGCCCGCAUUUUCUAGUAGCCUAGCGAUUGGGUCGGCUCAGGAUUCCAUCACGGAUGGUCUGGAAAGUGUCAACGGAACUCCCAACGGUCCAACUUUGAAUGGCGCCACAUCGCCAUCAAGUAAUGGAACGGCGAGGGCUCAUGAGAUAUCGUCGACUGAAAAUGGUACUGUGUCGGCAUUGCCGGAAUCAAACGGACAUCCGUCUCGCCCCCGCACUCCCACAGGUGCCUCCAAUUCCAAAAGACGUAAGUCGGUGCGAUUCUCACCAACAGUCGAGUCAGCAACCUUCAAGCUGUCUGAUCCCCCGAAUCCUCAUCACAGUGCCCAAUCAAAUGGCAGUAUAGAUGGCAAUCUAGCAAAUGGAGUCUCUCCGGUGUCCCGACCAACAGAGCUCGGUUUACCAGAACCUCUUGAUAACACGAGAAAUUCCAGGAGUCGUCCUGAGUCGGAUACCCAACUCGUGGACAAGGAGCACCUUCAACUAUGCCUCGAGGAAACCUUCUACCUUGUCUUCGCUCUUGGGGCUUUGGCCGUUCUAGACCCUGUGACUAGUAAACCGUUUACUGCAUCGGAACUGUUUACACUCUGUCGUCAGACAUCUUACAUUCCCCCGAGGCUGACAGAUCUUCAACCGGAUGACCCUUUUCUUAUGCAUUAUGCCGCUUACCACCACUUCCGUUCUCUGGGUUGGGUGACACGACCUGGAAUCAAGUUUGGCGUGGAUUGGAUGCUGUACAACAAAGGACCCGUUUUCUCGCAUGCCGAAUUCGCGGUUAUUGUUUUACCUGCUUACACUAAUCAUUGGUGGAAAAUUCGAGGCCGUCAACCUCCCCAUAGAUCUUGGCACUGGCUCCAUACUAUUAAUCGUGUGCAGACUACGGCCUUGAAGACCUUGGUCCUCGCAUACGUUGAUAUACCACCUCCAUUUGAUGAAAGUCUUGGUGCGACGGAGAUAUUGAAGCGGUAUAAAGUCCGGGAAUUUAUCGUGAAGAGAUGGCUCAGCAAUCGGAAUAGGGAUUGAGUAUUUGAAAUAUUAGCAUUGGGAUGGAUGCGUAGGGUGGCAGCCCUAGUCUGUACAUACAUAGAUACAGUGCUUGAUAUAAUAGGCCAUGUCUAACAUCAUGAUAGCCAUAAGUCAUGUAUGAACAAAUAACAAUUACUUUGUAGUAAAGUUCGACAGCUAGCUCCGUUGGAAACUAUGUGCACGUAAGCCCCGAGGG